This is a messenger RNA of Astrephomene gubernaculifera, 4083 nucleotides long. The record is from the annotation of a GenBank genome assembly. Lineage: Eukaryota; Viridiplantae; Chlorophyta; Chlorophyceae; Chlamydomonadales; Astrephomenaceae.
CAGCAGAAACAGCAGCCCUUGCGGCAGCAGUCACGGCAGCUGGAGGCGGCGGGAACGAGGUUUAGGAGGCUGUCCACACCGCAUCAACAGCAACUGCAGCAGCAACAUCCACAGCAGCAGCAACUGCCGUACUGCAACUCGCCAUUGUACCCCCCGGCGGCGGUGUCGACUUCGUCGUCGUACUUGUACGGUUCGCGGUCUGCGGCGAUGGGUCCGACCCACUGGUGCCCUGUGUCUGUGGCUGCUGCGGGCAGAAGGUCUGACUCCACCUGCACGGGCCACCAGGCCCCCCAUAGCAGCACCGGCAACAGCGGCUUCCCCUCAGCUGCCAGACACUCAGGCGGAGGCGGCACCACCGCUCCCAUCCUGCGCACACACAGUGCCCUCGCCCACACCCGCCCCCGCAGCGGUAGCGGGGAUGAUGGUAAUGGCAGUGGCAGUGGCAGUGGUGUUGUAGGCAGCAGAAGCAACAGGACCAUUGGAGGAGGAGCAGGGGCCCACCUGCAGGCGCCUCCUGCCACCCGUUGCUGCUGGUCUUCCGGCCACCAGCAUGUGCAGCUUGCGGAGAAGAAGACCGCAGAGCAGUUGGUGCGGGAACUGCGGGAGUUGUUGCAGCAGCAGCAGCAGCAAGCUCCAGAUCAGCAACAACAGCAACAGCAGGCGCUGUUGCAGCAUGCUUUUGAGGACGCUGUCGUGGCAGGUGCAGGUGCAGGGGUGCAAGGGGCAGUGUCGCCCGGCGCAGCAGCCGGGCAGUCGCAGUCGCAGGCUAAGGAGGAGGAAGCGAAGGAGGAGCAGGUCCCGGCGGGGCAGCAGCAGCGGUACCCCCAGCAACAGGUGUCUUCUGGGGAUUUGGUGGGGGCGCUGUGGCGGCUGGUGCAUGCGAAGGACGCGGAGGCGGUUCAGUUCCUGCUGGGUGUGGAUCCGAGGAGCCGGGAAAACCGGGGCAUUGCGGGGACGCUACAGGAGCUUCGGAGCUGGAUCUACGUCAACAUGUGGUGAGGAGCAUGUGAUGGAGGUGAGGUGGAGGGAGCUGUGUUGGUGGGGAUAUGGCAUACGAGAUGAGGACUGAGGCUGGGGCCGUCCAUGAGAGGGCACAUCGGUGCGUGGAGGGGGUGGUGCUGAUGUCCAUGUGGUGAAGAUGAAGGGGCUCAAAUGCAACCCAUGCGUGCAGAUCUAUGUCAACAUGUGGCGAGGAAAGUGAAAUGCAGCCAAUGCGUGCGGCCCAUGCUGUUGCCUGGCGUGGCUCUGUUUCCGACGUGCGUGCGUCCGUUGUUGUGUGUUCCUGUUGAACGGCCGGUACCAUAUUUGUACCAACUAGCAAGAAAGGCCUUGAAGCAGCAUACAUGGGAUUCAACAGGUUAUGUGUGUAAGAUCUGCCAUCAAAGACGUGGUUCGAAACACCCAAGCAGGAAGAUGAUGGUUUCUAUGGUUAACUUACGGUUGUGUUGGCUGGUUGCGGUCCAGGAGAUAGAAGAGAAGGCGGUGUUGAAGGCUCUGACGGGCUCUGACAGGGGCCGUGAGCAGCAGAAUAACCCUGCAAGGCCUGCUUUUUCACAUCGGGGGGAAAACGUUGGCGUUAACGCUAAUUGAUGAUAUGGCUCCUAUGGCUUCCGAUUUUAUACAUGGCUUCGUUAGUAAUAGGUGGUGGCUUGCAUGUUGUGGUUUGGGUUUAAUUGCUGGGCAUUGCUAUUGCCAAGCUGCCCUAAAGCGAUUAUUUAGUUCAAGCGAUGCUUCAGUACUGACUACGAUGAAUGGUGUCUUCGUAAGAUGAGUCCUGAUAAAGAUGGCUUUACAAUAAUGGGUCAAGAAGUGCUGUUUUUUGUCAUCUUGUUGGUAACUGGCACAAUACAGCGCGCGCAUUUGCGGUACGACAAGCCCUACUACCGCAUCUAAACCUGUUGCCGUACAUUGCUUCUUUGCAGAAAGCUUCCGAUGGACUUGUUGUUCCUUGUUUGUGUAUGUGUUGCAUGCGGUGCGACUGUUGUGAAGUGCCAGCUUAAAGGUAUUUUGCCUUUCCUUUGUUGCUGGAUUCGAAAUUCGGAACCUGGAACCCCACAGAACCUGUGGGGACAUUUCCUUACAACCUUUUCGCAUGGUGCGUGUGUUAAAGCGGCGCAAGGGUGUGGUAUGACGUGCGAAUGACACCUCAAACCACACGAUAAGUUUGUUCGCCAACCUCCUGCUGGCAUGAGUUCGGUGCGCUGCCGUACGGUGUAGUACAGGCCGGGCCAAAGGCGGGUGUGGAGCGUUUUUCCUAAAGUGUGUGCAGCAGCGGUUGAUAACAUGGGUUGCUAAGAGUUUGAUUGGAACAGAGGACUGGGGCGACUGAGAAUGGGCAGGAGGAGGAGGCGAGCGAGCGAGCGAGGCGGGGUGCAUGAAAAGGGACGGGGCAGAGGGUAUCUAAGAGGAUUGCACGAGGGGCUGAGGGAUUGCUUCUUUGCAAGUGUAUGAAUUGGGCAAUAGUUGCAGGUGGCCUGGCAUGGGGCAGGGGUCCCAUGCGUGGAGGGUUGCUAAGGAGGGGGCUUGGUGGGACUCUAGAGCGGGCUUGGGUUGGUUUGCAGAGGCGAGGGCCCACUGUAUGUAUGAGCUCCGGUGAGUGUGCGACAGGUGUGUUGCGCGUGCAUUGCAACGCGCCCUGCAUGUGGGCCGACGGGCCGACACUGUAUAUGGGUCGACAUUGUGUAUUGGCGCGGGAAUAUUACCAAGCCGUGCGAACUGUAUGAAGGUAUACGGAGUUGUGUAGGGAAUGCUACCGUUUGAGUGCAUGGGUGUCGCGAGGAGGAAGGAGGGAUGCGUUGUUAAGCCGCACACACUGGACGGGUGUGUGUGUGCCAGGGCUGCAGGUGUGCGUUUGCAUGCGGGGGGGGAGUGGGGAGUGAGCUUUGAGAGGUGCGAUAAUGAGUGCAAAGUGGGUUUAGGUUGGCUAAUCCUGGCUUAAUGUACAAUGUUUUUUGUGAUGGCGGCACGCUCUGGGCUUGUAACGUUUUUCAAAUGUGCGCGGCGUAAGGAUUAGCAGCAGGUAUAGCUUUGGAGGAUGGGCAGCCUUGCUUGGUGUCAGGCCGGUUGGGCAGUUUGGCUCGGUGCCAGAUAAAGCUGGUUGGAAGGAAGCCCUUUUUGUGUCCGAACGAGGUGGGCUUUAGAGAUCGGAGCUAUUUCAGAAGGAGGAGGACGAGGAAGGAAAUGAAGCGGAAUGAAGCGGAGGAGGAGAAGGAAAGAGGCAAGGAGGGUGAGAGCUCUGCUUUGCAAGAUUUCUGGACGUGAAGCGGGAGAGGGAGCGCGAGACGGGUUGAGGUGAGGCUGCACGCGCAGGCAAAGCACUGGCGUGUUGAAUGCAAAACGUAACGUAACGUAUCAUCAGUCUAAUCCAUUGCCAGCGCCAUCCCUUCUUGAACGCACUGGCGGCGGCAGUGGACGCCUUGUUGGACGCCCUUUGCAAGUACCGGUUUAAUUUAUCGCCUGCUGCCGCUUCUGGUUAUUAUCAGGAGUAGGAACAUGCUGCGUCUUAAGCGGCGCAUACCAAAAACCGCCGGGCCCGGAAUAAUUGUGGUGUUAAUCGUGUAAAUGUCGCCGCCUACCGUAUGUUGUGUGUUGGGUAUUGUCCAUGGUCCUCAUAGCGUUCAUUAAAUUUAUAUCUAGAUAUAUCUUGUUGUCGUGGUCCUGGAUUACGGCCGCCGUGAGCCCCGAACAUGGCGUGUGUCUGGUCGCAGCUGGUGCCUAUGAGGUGGUUGCGUAGCAAGACGUGGGUAGCAAGACGUGGGUAGCAAGACGUGGGUAGAACGUUUGACCUUUCCAGCGUGCAAGGUAAGGGUGCUGCGCGUUGGGCGUUGUAACUGGGGCAUUGCUAGUCAGGAGCCUUAAGUGCGGCAUGCGAGCUGGUCUGCGUUUCUGUCCUUGUGUUUCUUCGAGUUGUAGGGUAUCCCGUGCUUCUAUCUUGGCAGGUACAACCCCUUCGUAUGCCUCGCAUGCUUGCUUGCGUUGUAGCUGUUGGUAGCGUUGGUUGGGCUCUACUGUGCAGGUGUGCUGGUGAGAAUGCAGUUUCUACGGGAGGGGGUCUGAAUGACCACAGUGCGACGCACAACGACA